Dryobates pubescens (Downy woodpecker) is the source of this 2870-nucleotide messenger RNA. RefSeq names its product melanophilin (gene MLPH). Bases 334 to 2397 code for a protein of 687 amino acids. NCBI's taxonomy places the organism in Eukaryota, Metazoa, Chordata, Aves, Piciformes, Picidae. Gene Ontology annotation, biological process: intracellular protein transport. Gene Ontology annotation, molecular function: actin binding; small GTPase binding; myosin binding. The record is from RefSeq and is a predicted model, not a curated record. The transcript is spliced from 17 exons. Gene Ontology annotation, cellular component: cortical actin cytoskeleton.
GGCGGACGAGGUCUGGAGCUGCCUGCAGCUCUGGGCAGGACCCCGGGGAAAGGCAGGGCUGCUCGCCCGGGUGACGAGGAGUCCCCGCAGUCGAUAGGCACCGUGCCAGUGUCGCUCACCAGCCGUCUUUGCAGGCAGGCUAGCCCGGCAGACCGGCUGCGGUGCUGGCAGGAGCCGGCUGGCCUGCCCGCAGCUCUGUCUCUGCCCCAUUUAUAUAGGCAACCACGGAGGUGGAGCUGAGCUCUUCCCUCUCCCUCAGCAUCCCGGGGCAGAGGACAGCAAACACUCGGGAUAGCUAGUAACGGGACCGGCAUCAGCCUUCGCUGGGACAAGAUGGGGAGGAAGCUGGACCUCUCCAAGCUAACCGACGAAGAGGCCAAGCACGUUUGGGAGGUUGUUCAACGAGACUUUGACCUGCGGAAGAAAGAGGAGGAACGGCUGGAGGAGCUGAAAUGCAAGAUCGACCAGGAGAGCAGCAAGAGAGAGUUCCUGACAAACCAGUCCCACCUCAAUGAAACCCACUGUGUCCACUGCCUCCAGCCCUUCAAGUUCCUGCUGAACAGCAAGAGGCAGUGCCUGGACUGCCACUUCUACACCUGCAAGAACUGCAGCCGCUACAACAAGAAGGAACAAGGCUGGGUCUGCGAUCCCUGCCGCCUCUCCAGGAUUGUGAAGAUCGGUUCCCUGGAGUGGUACUAUGAACACGUGCGAUCCCGUUUCAAGAGGUUUGGAAGCGCCAAGGUGCUGCAGUCCCUCUAUGGUAGGCUGCAGCCAGGGCGUGGGCUGAACUCUGCAUUUCUAGGUCUUCAUGACAGAGUUUACAGCCUGCCAGACAUUAACAGUGAAUGCCACCUCCUCACCAGUGGUGACAUUGGGGAUGACAGUGAUGAUGAAGACAGUGUACUUCGUGGAGCUGAAGCAGAGUGCUACAGCAGAAUGCGCAAGACAAAGCGCCUGCUGUCUGUCCACCCCUUUGAUUUUGAACUGGACUCAGAGUACUCUGCUCAGUCUCGUCGCCAGUCUGUGCAGCUCUCUCCAGCAGCCAGCAGUCCGGAUGCUUUCCAGUCCUUCACAGAUUUUCCCAACUCAGCUGAAGACGCCUCCCAGGACUCCAGGAUCACAGAUGCAGAUCUGGUCUUCCACCACGUCUUGCAGGAACAGGGACCAGGCAUGAGCCCUCCAGAGCAGCACUUCAGCACAGAGGUUCGACUCACUGUGAAUUCACGGAGAAGAAGCCUGGAAAGAAAUGCAAAACCUGGCAGCUCCUGGAAUGAGCAGCCCCGAUCCCGGUACUCUGCAGAUAUGGACACCUCUGAUGAAGAUGUGAAGGGAGCCCACGUCCCUGCCUACCCACCCCAUCACAUGAAACGCCGCAACAGAGCUUCCUCCCAGGAGAAUGGCAGCCACUCUGGGAAUCAGAUUCAUGAGCUCAACAAACGCAUGUCCGCAAUCGAACGUGUGCUGAAUCGCUUGGAGGAAAAAAUCCUGGUGCGCUCUGAUGAGUCUCCAGCCCCAGAGUCCCAGCUUGAUCCUGAUGCCGAGGAGGAAGAGCUGAAGAGGAAGCUGGAGGAAUUAGCCAGCAACAUCAGUGACAAAGAAGUCUCUUCUGAAGAAGAGCAUGAAGAGAAGAGGAGAGCAAAGAAACCAGAGAUGAGUUCCUCCAGUGAUGACAUGGCCAGAGAUGUUCAAAAGAGGUCGUCAGCUCAGGCUUUGAGUGAAAUCACAGCCAAAGUCCUGAGAGCCAUAAACGCCACGGAGACAGCGGUGUGUGAGUCGUUGCAUGGAGAGAGCCAGUGCAACACUGGCUGUGGCCUCCCCACAGGGCAGCUUCCCAGCCUGGGAGACGGGAAAGAGGUGGCCGAAGCAUACCGUGAGCUUGAAGAAAACGUGUACCUGACAGCUGGGAAGACUUACCAGCUUGAGAAGACCCUGAAGGAGCUUGAGGAAGGGACUCAGCGCAGCGGCACAACCGACUCAGAGCUGUCAGAGCUGGAGGACAAAGUGGCCUCAGCAGCCACUCAAGUGCAGCAGGCAGAGAGCGAGGUGUCAGACAUUGAAUCUCGAAUUGCAGCUCUGUCCGCAGCAGGGCUCACAGUGAAGUCGGUGGAAAAGGCAAGGAAGAAGUCGAGUGGGCAGGUGAGCUUGGAGGCUGCCUACCUCCACUCUCCCGGUCCCACCAGCAGCAGUGCAGGGGAGUCUUCAGAUGAUGUUAAAGCAAUGCCCAGGCUGCAGGGAUUCAGAAGGAAGUUCAACAGUCCCCUCCAAAUCACCAGUUUUGAUGACUCCUUUGACCGCAACUCCAUUUACCGUGGCUCCCUGACCCAGAGAAACCCCAACGGGAAGAACAGGAGAGUGGAGAGGCUCUUUGCGAAGCCUGUGAUGACACACCUGUCCUGAGGAGAGGGGGACCCUCCUGCCACCGCAUUUCAUUGAUCACACAAGACCUCCGCACAAAGCCUCACCACUGUCUUCCCAGUGCUUGCUCUUUCUUCUCACAUGCCCAUCUCUCCCUGAAACCCUGUACAGGAGGGAAGCUGGGAGCCAUGGGUAGGAGGUCUUGCUGUGAGCUGCCAGGGAGAGGAGUGAAGCAUUGGGGUGCAGACACAUGGCCAGAGGCUCUAAUGGGAGGAUGCAGGCAUGAGACCUUGUCUUUGGACAACUCUUUGGUACCAGGUCAACAAAAGGGACCAGGUGCACGCAGAGCAGGAGUGACCUCCUUGGAAAGAGAUGCAUGUCAGUGUUGCUUUCUGGUAUGGGGACUGGGAACAGUGACAAAGCCUUCACUUGACAAAAGCUGUCAGUGCCUGCCCCUAUUCUCUCUUAGGUUGAUACUGAGCAGGGACAGGAGCUGACAGCACUUACAAGAUGCU